Molecule: messenger RNA, 1563 nt
Organism: Xiphias gladius (swordfish)
Lineage: Eukaryota; Metazoa; Chordata; Actinopteri; Istiophoriformes; Xiphiidae
Exons: 8
Coding region: 159-1214 (351 amino acids)
Cellular component (GO): tRNA-splicing ligase complex
Source: RefSeq, a predicted model, not a curated record
GGCCAGCAGGUGGCAACCUUCGUCGCGCCUUUAAACACUGCGAACAGAGGAAGCACGGUGUAUAAACAACAUCGUAAACACUUUUGAGCUUUCGGUAGCUGAGUAGGGGCUGAUUUACGGGAAUAAAUGCAAAUUAGUUGUUUACUACUAUAGUGACAAUGGAGAGGAGCGUAGGGACAGUUUCAGCCAUUAAAGCUUUAGGCUACCUGGGCGGGUCCUGUCUCACACGGUGUAAGUGUGAUGAGCUUCCCUGUCCGCUGCUCACCUGGCUGUCCGCAGAGCUGAGGACUACCUGUCCAGAGCUCCGAGACUCUGGUAGGACAGGUGACAUCUUGCUGGUGGGAGAGCUGAGAGAUUUACUGUCAGACAUGUUCACUCCCCUCAUGGUGCUGACGUCAGAGGUGCUGGAGCCAUCCAUCCUCAACAAAGUCACUGAGUUCCUUGUCUCAGAAUUGCAAGCAGCUCGCAUGGUGAAGCAUAAGGAAUCGCAUCCUGAUGAGAAGACGACAACAGGAGAGGAGCCUGAAAAAGAGCAGCGAGUGGUUGAUCAGAACCAUGAAGUCACUGAGUUGUGUCAGGAACAUGAAGAUGAUGAUGUUUCCGACAAAGACAGAAGGGAGGCUGAGAUGCAGGCAGAAUGGGUGUUACUGCUGCGUGCCCUUGACAUGGACGCCUCCUCUCAAUUUGAAGAUGUGUUGAGUGAGGUGGAGUCCAGGCUCGCUCGUCUACCAGGUGGAGCCAUGAUAGACCCUCUUCUUAACACCAGCCUCAGCUCAGAGCAGUGGAUGCAAGUGGAAAAGAUCGAUCAGUUUCUGUCAAAAGACUAUCAGUGUCGGCGGCAAAUGAUGAUCAAACGCUUCCAGGUUACACUUGAGUCGUUUGCAUGGGGAGAAAAACAAAAGGAGCGCAGCGAAGCGCUGGCCUCAGUUCCUCCUCUUGCAUCCCUCACCGGCUCCUCCCGAGUGUCCCUGCCUCUUCUGCUUGCUGCCAGAGAAGAUCAGUCCUUCAUCGAGCCAGUCAAAGCUGGAACAAGCACCUCUGUGUACAAGACACGAAUGGGCAGCGUACCUGACAGAGGAGGACGGCCAGGGGAAAUUGAGCCACCUAUGCCAGCGUGGGAAGAGCGAAGAGCGAAAGGACACCGGUGGGGACGAGGAAGUGGACACCAUCAACGGCGUAAAUUUUCAGAUAAGAAGAAAGGGAAAAAAGAGUAACAUGUCUUUCUCUUUGGCUUUACUGCUUCAUUUGCGAAAUAAGUGAUAAUUUUCCUUUAUUUAAAAUAAGACUGCGGAAUGCUACAAAGGAUUUAAUUUUAUAGCUAUAAGCGUGUGUAUCAUUUUAGUUAUAGUACACAGACAUAUCUGACGGUGUACAUUUCUAAAUUAGCUUGUAAUUGCUAUAAUGUACUGGUAUGUGACCAGAUAUUUUUGUAAGAUUUUUGUUGAUACGAAAGAAAGAAAACUGAAACAUAAUGCUUGAUUUUUUUUUUUUUUUUUACAUGUUGGCUUUGCGCAUUUAUAGAUUCAGUUUGUUUACUCAGGAAUAAACUUAUUAAACACAGAA